GCAAGAACAAAAAUAUUGCGCAAAGAAGCAGUUUAUUCUAGCUCGUGUAUAGAUAUUGGAUAUUGGAAGUGGGAAAUUCAUCUCUUUUUAUAUCGUAAUGCUUGAUCGCUCCACUAAACAGGAAGCACUUCUAUAGUGACAAUUACAACGAUUAUUUUUACUUAUGAGUGAAACAGAGUUAAAGCCUAACCUUGGCAGAUUUGUGGACAUAGUCAAUAGACCAGUGUCUGAAACUGUAACGGUUGAAAGAAAUUUAAAUUCUAAGGGUAUUUAUCAACCACCACACUUGGCUCCAGUCUUUUUUGAGGAAAGCAAGAAGAAAUUGUCAGUAGAGCGUGCCAAGCUAAGAGCAGCUCGGUUUAUUUUGGAAGAUGCUGAUUUCAAUGAAUCCGAAGAUUUGCCUAAGGAAGUUUAUUUUGGAUGUGGUUCCGAAGAAAGCUUUGCACGAAAAAAAAUGAAGGAAAAACAGAAUUAUGAAGAGGAAAACUUCACCCGUUUAAAAAUAACGAAACAAGAAAAGCGACUUCAACGCUCUUUACUCCCAGGUGGUUUAUCCGAUACUUCCUCAAGACUAAGACAAAUGCAAAUACUUUUCCAAAGUCUUCAAAUACCAACUGAGUACGAAUUCCCCAGCAAAAAAUAAUAUUUGCAGCGAUAAAGAAGAACGUCAAAUAUCUGAAGGUGAUCCGAAAUUUCGGCUAUGAACUAUAUCGAUAAUACGAAAAAAAUUACAACAAUAUGGAUCUGGGUCUUCCAUAGCAUUGGAAUCGAUUACAAACUAUGCACUGCUACAUAAGAAGUUUAAUUAUACGUAAGAUGACAGUGUUAUUGUUUCUGAAAUAAAAUAUAGGAAGUUCAAUGGAAUAAAUGGGGUUUAG
Messenger RNA from Schistosoma turkestanicum, 878 nucleotides. Lineage: Eukaryota; Metazoa; Platyhelminthes; Trematoda; Strigeidida; Schistosomatidae. The record is from the annotation of a GenBank genome assembly.